GUUGGUAGUCACUUAUUUAUCAGGUUGAUAAAGUGAUUGAAAAGAAUGUUAUGGAUAUAUUUAUCACCCCAUUCACAACCAUUCUAUUGUCAACUCUGACCUGUUUAGAUUACUCUUGAGUGAAGUUGAAGUAGGCAAAAAAAAAUUACAAAAAACUGCUAUCACUAAUGCUGAUAAGGGGGCUGCUUGAAAAUUAGACAGAUGAAAGUGUUAAUGGUGUUCAAGAUGGAUUCUAUGAGUCGUAUUGGUUUUGUUCUUCAUUUGUGUUUGACAGCCAAUUUAUUGAGUCAUAUCCAUGGAUACACAAAGUUUGACCUUGCAGAUGAGCGCUGGGUACUGACUUCUCAAGGUCCAGGGUUAGUUAUUACCACAACAGCGAAAGUACCAGGAUCAGUGCACACUGCCUUAUAUAAUGUAAAAGCUAUACCUGAUCCACUGUAUAGAGAUAACGAUGUCAAAUUGGCCUGGGUAGGACGCACAAACUGGAAUUACCGUAAAUUCUUUCCAGUUAACAGCACUAUAACCAAUGCUAAGAGAAUUCAACUUGUGUGUGAAGGCCUUGACACAAUUGCUACAAUUACACUGAAUGAUACUGUAGUAGGUCACUCUGAUAAUAUGUUCGUCAGGAAAGUCUUUGAUGUCACAGACCAGGUCAAGGCUGGUAAUACUAAUUUAGUAAUUAGUUUCAAGUCACCAGUACAAGAGGCAGCAGAACGGGCCAACAGAUCAGAGUAUGUCAUUCCUCCAGAAUGUCCAUCAUCUGUCCAGAAUGGAGAGUGUCAUGUGAAUCAAAUCAGAAAGGAACAAUGCUCAUUCAGCUGGGACUGGGGGCCAUCUUUCCCAACUCUGGGAGUUUGGAAACCCAUUUAUGCUGAGCUAUUUGAUUCAGCCAUUAUUCGAGAUGUUACUGCUGUUGUUAACAAAGUGAAUUCUGAGUGGCAAGUUAUUAUUGAAGCUAUAUUUGAUGUGGUUGGAGACAGCGAGUAUGAAGGGACAAUUACUGCCACUUUGCCAGGAAUAUCUCUUACUUACAGCAUGAAUGUAACACCAAGUGCAUCCAAUAACUAUGUGAAAUUUAUUGUCAAAGUCCCUGAGGCACUUGUCUCCCUUUGGUGGCCUAAUGGAUAUGGAAGUCAAGCAUUGUAUGACCUGAAAGUCACCUUUGCUACUGACUCUGAUGUCACAGAGAGAACCAUUCGUGUUGGUUUUAGAACCGUUGAGCUUGUGCAGACUAAAGUCUCUAACAAUACAGAGCAAGGGCUGACUUUCUAUUUCAAGAUCAAUGGUGUACCCAUUUUUCUAAAGGGCAGUAACUGGAUACCGGCAGACAGCUUCCAAGACAAAAUUACCAAAGAUCAACUGCGCUAUCUGUUAGAAUCUGCAGCUAAUGUCAGCACCAAUGCUAUGAGAGUUUGGGGUGGUGGGGUGUAUGAAUCUGAUGACUUUUAUGAACUGUGUGAUGAGCUGGGUAUCAUGAUAUGGCAGGACUUCAUGUUCAGCGUGGCCUUGUACCCAACAUAUGGAGAAUUUCUAGACUCUGUUUCAACAGAGAUCAAACAACAAGUCUGGAGACUGAAGCCACAUCCCUCCAUCAUUGUCUGGGCAGGAAAUAAUGAGAAUGAAGCUGGGCUUAGACAGAAUUGGUUUGGCACUAACAAAGAUUACAUGUUAUACUACAUUGAUUAUCUAGUCUUGUAUGCCAAGACUAUCAAGCUUAUUAUUGAUGCUGAAGAUCCAACCAGAAACUAUUUAACAUCAAGUCCAUCUAAUGGCCAGGAGACUGUUAUAGAAGGUUAUGUAGCACAGGAUCCAGGAAGUGAAUUUUAUGGAGAUGUGCACUUCUACGAUUACUCUGUGGAUCAGUGGAAUGUAAAAGGUUUCAAAAUUCCUCGCAUGGCAUCAGAAUAUGGAGUUCAGGCCUGGUGUAAUAAUGAAACUCUAGCUGAUGUGUUUACUAGUAAUGACUAUGCUAUGGACUCUGACAUGGUCAACCAUAGACAACAUCAUGGGGGAGGUAACAAAGAAAUGGCUGCUGAGGUCAGUUUACAUAUCAAUUUACCUGUCUCACCAGAUGAAAAACAAAAAUUUAUUGAUUUUAUUUAUUUAACUCAAAUUAAUCAAGCCAUGUGUAUAAGAAGCCAGACAGAACAUUAUAGAAGACAUCAGUCUGAGUUACUUCCUGAUGGUAGAGGGUUAACUAUGGGCGCCCUCUACUGGCAGUUAAAUGAUAUCUGGCAAGCGCCAACUUGGGCUUCCAUUGAUUACUCAGGAUCAUGGAAGAUGUUACACUAUUAUGCAAAGUUGUUUUUUAGGAGGAAUCUUAUCUCCCCUUAUUACCUGGAUGACAAUACAUUAGAUGUAUAUAUAGUGAAUGAUGAAAUAGCUGUUAAAGAAGUCAGAGAUCCUGUCAGUGGCCAAUUGUCACUGCGUCCAAUGAUUCAAAUUAGUGAUUACACAAAUAGUGAGAUUCCAUCGAAAGACACUUCUAAAUAUCUUCAAGGUGCGAUUAAGGCUUCUAGUGGUUACUUAAGAGUAGAUAUCUACCAAUACAGCAGCCUCAGUGCAUUGUAUUCAUGGAAUGUUUCAUACAGUCUGACAACAACAUCUGCUUCAGUUUUCCGUAAGUCUAUUGAUGAUCUGCUGUCCGAGUCAGGUUGUCCAGCUAAAGAGAAAUGUAUACUGUAUUUAUCAUCAACUGACUCUAGUGGUGUUCCUGUCUCAUCAACAUGGUUUGCUUUGACGUAUCCAAAAUAUUCAACCCUACCUCCAGCUAAUGUACAGAUUUCUGGCGUUGUCAAACUGGAUCAAAACACUUUUGAAAUAAGUCUGUCUAGUAAUGUGGUGGCUCUUUAUGUCUGGUUAUCCACUGACAUUAAAGGACGUUUUUCGGAUAAUGGAUUCCCCAUAUUUGCUGCAAAUACAAAAGUCUUGUUCUUCCCUGCAUCUGAUGUCACAGAGGCAGAAUUAACUUCACAGCUCAGAGUAAGAUCUUUGACAGAUGUGAAUAACAACAACUCGACUAAUACUGUCAUAGGCUAAAAGAAUAUUUAGUUUGUCUGACAAUUGUUGUUUAGGAUAAAAUAUAACAAUUAUAUUUACAUUGAUGAUAAAGUGAAAUAAAAGUUUAUUGAACAUUUUA
Messenger RNA from Biomphalaria glabrata, 3139 nucleotides. RefSeq names its product beta-mannosidase-like. The transcript is spliced from 18 exons. Gene Ontology annotation, biological process: carbohydrate metabolic process; glycoprotein catabolic process. Lineage: Eukaryota; Metazoa; Mollusca; Gastropoda; Planorbidae. Bases 202 to 3039 code for a protein of 945 amino acids. Gene Ontology annotation, molecular function: beta-mannosidase activity. The record is from RefSeq and is a predicted model, not a curated record.